This is a messenger RNA of Tarenaya hassleriana, 1481 nucleotides long. RefSeq names its product geranylgeranyl pyrophosphate synthase 7, chloroplastic-like. The transcript has a single exon. Gene Ontology annotation, biological process: isoprenoid biosynthetic process. Gene Ontology annotation, molecular function: geranylgeranyl diphosphate synthase activity. Lineage: Eukaryota; Viridiplantae; Streptophyta; Magnoliopsida; Brassicales; Cleomaceae. The record is from RefSeq and is a predicted model, not a curated record. The coding region runs from base 260 to 1375 and encodes 371 amino acids.
GGCAGAACACCAUCAUCUUCCACCACUCGGCCCAUUUCUGUCGAAAACCCUAUCUGUUUGCUCCACAGCUUCUCUAAUGGCCGACCCAAUUCCUCUUGCACUCUGAUUCCAUUUUCCUCUAAAAUAUUUUUUUCUUCAUAUUCGGAACCUUUUCUCCUGCUUGAGAUCCAGAGAUUUUAGGGUUCUUAAAGUUAAAAAAAAAAAACGGCAGAAACACAUACACACAAAAGUUAACGUUUGGGAGAAGGCGAGAAUUGCCAUGGCUUCUGUGAAUCUGAGUUCGUGUGUUCAUCCAUGCUAUUCCUCUGUUCUCAACCAAGCGAGACGACCCCGAUCAGUACCCGGUUCCGGAUCCGCAAUCGUACCCGGGUCCGGACCCUCCCUCAAGAGUCUCUCCUUCGUCCCUCGCCCAAAACGCAGCGGCUUGUGCGUUGUCACUAGAGAAGACAGCACUCACCAGGAGGAGGAGAACCGCAAAUCCGCCUUCGAUUUCAAGGCCUAUAUGAUCGGUAAGGCCGAAUCGGUGAACAGGGCACUCGACCUCGCCGUCCCUCUCGGCGAACCCAUCAAAAUCCACGAAGCAAUGCGUUACUCUCUCCUCGCCGGCGGAAAGCGAGUCAGGCCGGUCCUUUGCCUCGCCGCGUCCGAGCUCGUCGGCGGAGAUGAGUCCUCCGCCAUGCCCUCCGCCUGCGCCGUCGAGAUGAUCCACACCAUGUCCCUCAUUCACGACGAUCUGCCCUGCAUGGACAACGACGACCUCCGCCGCGGCAAGCCCACCAACCACAAGGUCUUUGGCGAGGACAUGGCCGUAUUGGCGGGAGACGCACUCCUGGCUUUCGCGUUCGAGCACGUGGUGGUGGCGACGGAGGGUAUUUCUCCGGCGAGGGUCGUCCGGGCAGUCGGGGAGCUGGCGAGGUGCGUCGGAAGCGAAGGGCUUGUGGCUGGGCAAGUGGUGGAUUUAAGCAGCGAGGGGCUGAACCAGGAAGAGGUGGGGUUAGAGCAUCUGGAGUUCAUCCAUGUCCACAAGACCGCGGCUUUGCUCGAAGCCUCUGUGGUUAUCGGUGCGAUAAUGGGAGGCGGAUCGGACGAGGAGAUCGAGAGGCUCAGACAGUUCGCGAGAUGCAUUGGGCUUCUGUUCCAGGUGGUGGACGACAUCCUCGACGUGACGAAGUCGUCGCAGGAACUGGGAAAAACGGCCGGAAAAGAUCUGAUCGCGGACAAGCUGACGUAUCCGAAGCUGAUGGGUCUGGAGAAAUCGAUGGAGUUCGCCGAGAAGUUGAAGCGGGAGGCUCAAGAACAGCUUCAAGGGUUCGAUUCGGACAAAGUGGCGCCUCUCUUGGCUCUGGCCAAUUACAUUGCCAGCAGACAAAACUGAUUGAUUUACUUUAUAACCGAAAAUGGAAAAUGUAUUAACUUCAUAAUGCAUAAAUUCUUGGACAAAAAGAAAUAAAAACCCAACAGAACUUCUAAUUAGUGAUGUA